Molecule: messenger RNA, 807 nt
Organism: Eutrema salsugineum
Lineage: Eukaryota; Viridiplantae; Streptophyta; Magnoliopsida; Brassicales; Brassicaceae
Product: MLP-like protein 328
Exons: 2
Coding region: 112-567 (151 amino acids)
Biological process (GO): defense response
Source: RefSeq, a predicted model, not a curated record
CUAUAUAAAGCAAGUCGACGACAAGUGCUACUUCAUCAACCAACACAAAGCCAAAAAAAAAUAAAAAAAAUCAAGAGGAAGCUUUAAAACGAGAGAAAAAGAGAGAGAGAGAUGGCAACAUCGGGAACAUACGUGACGGAGGUUCCGUUGAAAGGAACGGCGGAGAAACACUACAAGAGGUGGAAGAGUGAGAACCAUGUCUUCCCUGAUGCCAUCGGCCACCACAUCCAAAACGUCACCGUUCACGAGGGCGAAACUGACUCUCACGGAUCUAUCAGGACUUGGAACUACACAUGGGAUGGAAAGGAGGAGAUAUUCAAGGAGAAAAGAGAGAUAGACGAUGAGAAUUUAACGUUGACGUUAAGAGGACUUGAGGGUCACGUGAUGGAGGAGCUCAAGGUGUAUGACGUCAUCUAUCAAUUUAUCCCCAAAUCUGAGGAUACUUGUGCCUGCAAAAUCACUAUAGUAUGGGAGAAGCGCAACGAUGAGUCCCCUGAACCAAGCACUUACAUGAAAUUCGUCAAGAGCUUGGUUGCUGAUAUGGACCACCACGUUAACAAAGCUUAAUCAUCACAUCAUCACAAUCACCAUUAUCUCAUCAUCAUCAUCCAUUAUCAUUACCAUCACCGUGAUCACUGAUCAUUAUCAUCAUCGCCAUCUCGAUGUAUUCUAUUAAGGUGUUUUUCAUUACAAUAAACAGGAUCUUGUCGAGUUUCAUUUCAAUAUAAUCGUUCGGGUUUUGUGUUAUGUUUUCAUUUGUUCUCAUGGUCAUCAUCGAGUUUGAUAUAUUAAUGAUUCUUAAGAAUA